AAUCGUCAAUUCGUCAAUCAAGAAACUUCAAUAAUUAUGAAAAGUCAUAUAUGAUUUUUCUUUAGGGAAUGAUAGGAUUAUUUCGGACAAUUUUUUUUCUGGUCCCUCAACGAUGGCCAAUGCGGGGAAAUACAAAGAUAACUACUCCUUCAUUUGUGCGGCAGGAGUAAAAGGCAAGCCAAACUACACUGUUGGAGAUACUUUUAAACGUUACACUUUAGAAGAUGAAGUACAAGCACUCAAGGCAGACCUUCACGUAUCUGACAAAAAAUAUGAACCUGUUAAAUUCCCGAAAGUUCCUGCCACGACACGAAAUCCAGGAAUAUUUAUUGAGAGUAGAGAAGUCUUGAAACCGCCACCGCAAACUCGAUAUCGUCAGCUGGUGAACGAUUUGAAAGAAACUACAUAUGAAAGUUACUGGAAUAAACAAAUUGGAAAAACAAGGGAUUCUACAGCAUCUUUUCCUGAAGGAAUGAAAGUUGAUGAAAUCACUUUUGGAGAUGCGUACAAUUAUGAUACGACAGCUAAAGAAUUAAUCCAGCCUCCCAAGACACGAUAUCAAGUUUUGUGGGACAGCCAAAUAAAUCACGAUAAUUAUAAAAGGAUUUAUGGAAGCUACAAUCCUGGUGAACGUAUAGUUAGAGGGUAUAAAUCGCCACCAUACCGAUCAUCUCAAGCCUUUGGUAAAUACUGCGGUUACGACAAAAGAGGAUUGAAGGCUAAGUGCUGUCUAGAAUGGUAUAACACCACCCCAAUUUCAAUCGCUAGCGAGAUCCAGAGCAAGUGGAACGACCAACAUCAUCAGCUGCUCGGCAGAUGCCACCAACCAAACCACUCGUUGAGAAACCUCCCAAAGGACCAAACCUUUGGCAGACCUUACAAAAAGGAGAUGUACGGCAUGGAGGAACUUCUGAAAGAUUCCAACAUCCCUAUUUCGACCGCCGUGCGGGACAUCCGCUCGUGGCUGGUGUCCUGGAAUCGCCUAAAGAUGGCCAUGGACGAGAAGAUCAGCCCCACCUUCGAUCACAACAUUUUGUACGAGAAGUUGAAGCAUUUCGACCUUGAUGGAAGUGGUUUUGUGAGUUUCGGGAAUUUUCUUCAGUUGAUGAGGUGCUACGAGAUUUUCUUCAAUAUUAAGAAUGUUAGUGCGCUGAUGGGGUAUCUAGGAAUGAUUAUUGGGGAUAGAGUGGAUUAUUCCAAGUUUGUAGAAGCCUUGAAGGAGGGUCUAACAUUAGAAAAAAUACGAAUACCUGGAAAUGAUUUACAUUUAAUAUCAACGUAUCAGGCAGCGUGCUGUGAUUUGGUUCUUCCAGAUGCAAAUAUGUGUCGGCGCGAUGCAGGCAUACCAACCCACCGAUUCGACGAGGUGAAACCUGCAAAUCCUUACACAGCCAGGUACGAGAAUUUAUCGGAUUACACCGAUAUGAAAGCCUGUCUACAGCCUAGCAUCGCCACGCAAUAUUGCGUAUCUCACAGGGACUAUCUACGCCCCCGUGAUGAGGAGUUCCUCAGGUCGCUGUUCAGAAAAAUCGGCUACGACUUGAGCGACGAAAUUUUCUCGAAAAUCUGGCAAAUCGGAAGGUGCCGAGACCGCUCCACAGAUGGCGUUAGCGUGCAAACUUUUCGCGACGUUUUGAACGAGUUGAUCUCGCCGCUGAAAAAAUUGAAUGUUGACGAGGUUUCUGGCAUGAGAUGAGUAAAUUUUUAGAGAGUA
Molecule: messenger RNA, 1714 nt
Organism: Harmonia axyridis
Lineage: Eukaryota; Metazoa; Arthropoda; Insecta; Coleoptera; Coccinellidae
Product: EF-hand domain-containing family member B-like
Exons: 10
Coding region: 113-1696 (527 amino acids)
Molecular function (GO): calcium ion binding
Source: RefSeq, a predicted model, not a curated record